Molecule: messenger RNA, 3436 nt
Organism: Anneissia japonica
Lineage: Eukaryota; Metazoa; Echinodermata; Crinoidea; Comatulida; Comatulidae
Exons: 5
Coding region: 247-1524 (425 amino acids)
Molecular function (GO): protein binding
Source: RefSeq, a predicted model, not a curated record
UGACUGAUGAUGAGGAUAAAGGGGCGGCGUAGUAAAUAUAAAAGGAAAGAGCAUACACGAACUGACCUCAUACGUACACUGAUGAGUCUACUAAAUACCAAAGAAACACAGUGACUAUCUGUAACUUGCAAGCAGAGGGUGUGCCAUUACCACUUGUUACCGGACACAGCACAACCGGCGAUACAAAGUUAUUAGGCUUAACAUCCUGCAUAUAAUAUCAGAAUUGAACUACUUUGUGCAUAAACGAUGGGAGGAUUAAAGACAUUAGGACUUAUCAUCGUAAUCUUCGGAAUAGCAGCUGCAAAAUCAUUGGGUUCAGAGCAACUACAGAUUGAGAUUUUAGACAAGCAUCAAACUUUUCUACUGAAUCUUCAAAGUCAAUAUGACGACCUAAUACAACGCCAAGUAGACAUGAAGGAAUUAGUAAGCGAAAUUGUUCUGAAAAACACACAGUUGCAACAAAGAAAUGAAGAAUUAGAAUUACGAUUACGAAUUGUUGAAGAUUUUCUCAGGGAAUAUACGUUAUCAAAUAAAGACCAACCUAGUUUGUUAGACAACUUUGGCAACACGGAAGCUGAGUUAGUAGGUAAAAGCGGAGCCUCUGACGAUUGUGAGGAUCGUUUGGCUGCAGUAAAUAAUAUCCGCUCGAAUAUCAACCAAGAAAAUAAUGGUGAACAGAAAAACGUAAACGAGUUGACGAACAUUUUGAAAAGUUAUGAGCACUAUUUCAAAGAAGUUUGCCUUCCAGAGAAUUUAGAAUUUCCAAGGGACAACAAACACUCAAGUUUGAGUGAAUUCCUUGGAAAUCGAGAGGCAGAAAUAUUCGAAUACAAACGAACUCGCACUAGAAAAGCGAAACGAAGUUUCCAUGAUUCCGCUAGCGAAUCUUCAAGCGAAAAACAUAUUCCUCAAAAUGACCUAACGUUAUAUGAAUCCGCUUUCUUGAAACUGAACGAAAACGUUGAGAUGCUGAGUGGACGUCUAGGACAUUUGGAGAAGUCACACCGGAACAUCUAUAAUAACCUCAGAGAUCUUAAACUCAGAGAUCAAAUCAGGAAACAAGAAGAAAGCUCAUAUGAAAGAGUCCGUCGAAACACAUUGACAAGUGCAACGCACUCAGUUUUCUCAGCGACCAGGACAAGUAAUCUGUAUGGCUCAAACCAAGAGCAGAUUAUAGUAUUCGACAAUGUAGUCACUAACUUAGGCGCUGAUCUGAUUGAGAGUAACAGUACGUUCGUUGCCCCUGUAACUGGAUAUUAUUACUUCUCUUUCACGUUGCGGUCGUUAGACGAUGACUACAUUGGAGCGUCGCUGAUGAUAAAUGAUAGGCAGUCCCCAGAGGCGUCCGUGUACACGGACCAAAGCAGCAGAAACAUUAUGCAGAGUCAGAAUAUUGUUCUGCAAUUGGCAGCUGGAGACAUGGUGUGGUUGAGGCUCGGUCCGUCAAACAAUUACGGCAUAUACAGUGACACCUACAACUUUUGCACCUUUAAUGGCUUUAUUUUAAGUGCUAGUACUACAUAGGUCUAUGUCAAUGAUCAUGUCGUACUGCCGUGUGCAUUGAACCAUGGAGGAUGGAACGUACUUUGUGUGUUUGGCAAGAUAUACAAGCGUUCCGUUUAUUUUUUAUGAGCAAACGCGCUUGUCGGCAUAUUUUAAAUGCAUUCCAGUGGUCUAAAUAAUUAUUUGAGUAUUCAUGAACAUCAUUGGAACAUUUUACUAUUUAUUACUGCUGAGUACAUGAUUAAAUUAAUUGCACAAAUUAGCAAGAGUUACUAGGGAUGGAAUCACCUUAUUAAUUAUCGUGAAACUGAUAUAUAAAAAUCGUACAGCUUGUUUUAGCGAUAGCAAUAUCAUUCUUUAGGCUAUAGAAAUAAUGAUACAACCUCCUAACAUUGAUAUACUCAUAUAAAGCAAAAUGAUAAUGAAAAGUGAUAAGAAUACAAUAAAUAAUGAAUACAAUAUACGAUAAUAUAAUCAUUAUAUUAACGAAGAAAAAUCGUAAAAUAGUAUUAUCGUGAUGACUUACUUGUAAUAGCUAAUGGUUUUUUGAUGGAUGUAGGCCAUGUCUACAUAUUUCCAACUAAAACAGAAAGUUCACGAACAAAGUUCUGAUUUUUCUAAAGACAACAAUAAUUAAAAACUAAAAUGAAAAAUACGAAGACCACGGUAACUCUUAGACACGAUUAUGAAAGAGACUAUUGUGAAGAUGACAAGCAGAUGUGGCGCCAGCCCCACCCCAAAACGCCGUCGGAGAGAAAAACCACAAUUCGUCGGGGAGAAAAACAAAUUAUAUGUAUUUUGUACAUAUUAGUACACACUAAAAUCGAUUAAAUAAGCCUUUAAACUCCUAAAUUGUCAAAAUUUUCGGGGGCUUCGCCCCCUCGACCACUUUCGCAUCAUUUUAAAUGACGCUCGGCCACUCCCACUAUUCUCUCGUCGGGGAAAUAUUCCCCCUUGUCGGGGGAAUCCCCUACCCGUCGGGGACCUCGGAACCCCUAUCGGGGAAAUCGUGGCGCCACCGCUGAUGACGAGGAAGAAAAGCAACUGGGUGCUUUAAUGAUAAGCGGCCAACGACGAAAACAACGACCAUGGAUGCAAUUCGGAGGAUAAACUCGACUAACCAGUCGAAGAUGAUGACAAAACAUCGUGUGCUGCGGUGUGGCUGUGUCUAUCGAUACGUUAAUGUGACUUUGUAUUUUAUCAAACAGUUACUGUAGAAUUAGAUGAUAAUAUAGCAUUUAUGAAAAACCGUAUUCGUCAAUUCAGGAUUUGAAUCCAAGAGCCACCCGCAUCCUCUUUUCUGCAGUUGCUUAAUUUACCAACUGAGAUAUGAGUCUUAGUUUAGUCUCAUUUGAGAACCGAACCAUAAAAAUGGAUGGUCUUCCUAAGAAUACAUUAUAAGUUUGUAAAAAAUGUCAUCUUCUUAUAACCUUACCUUCUUACCUCCCUACCUCCAGUUUAGUUCAGUUCAGUAUCAGGCAUCAUGAGACAUAAUUAGGUACGCGUCAAUGGUAUUAUCUAAUUGUGAAUCUAUUAUUUAGUGAAGUUUCGUUAUAGAAUAAUUAAUUAAGUGGAGAAUCGAAAGAAUUACGCCAAGAAUCUGUGUGCUACAGACCGUGAUUAGGCCUAACUGUGACACAUCGAUACCGAAUUUCAUGAUAUUAAUUGCUUAAUUUUUAGGUCUAUAAUUUAAAAAAAAAUAGAAUAAACAAACACUUUUGUUGCCAUUAAGCAAUAGAUUGCUGUGAAUUAUUACAUUUAUUAUUAUAAUGCAUUGAAAUCAAUGAAAACUGAUGUAUAUUUAUUUUUCUCCUAGUAAUAACUUUAAUAUUUCAUCGUUAUAAAACUCAUUUAAUGUUUAUGUCGUUCCCCAUUAUCUUUAAUGAUUAUUAUUUGUAAAUUUGUGAAGAUUAAAUUUGAAAUAUUUAAAAAA